This is a messenger RNA of Alosa sapidissima (American shad), 1088 nucleotides long. It is a transcript of the gene igf3, whose product is annotated as insulin-like growth factor 3. The transcript is spliced from 5 exons. NCBI's taxonomy places the organism in Eukaryota, Metazoa, Chordata, Actinopteri, Clupeiformes, Clupeidae. Bases 233 to 871 code for a protein of 212 amino acids. Gene Ontology annotation, molecular function: hormone activity. Gene Ontology annotation, cellular component: extracellular region. The record is from RefSeq and is a predicted model, not a curated record.
GUACUAUCAUGCUCACAUGCCAAGCAGACAGUCCCAUGUCAGGCUUGACUGAUACUGCCCAUCUGAGGGCGAUAUCAUGCAGACGCAAGAGAGCAAGCAAGCGCGUGUAUCUGCGCGGGGUAGGGAGCUCAGAGGGAGGGAGGGGGAGAGAGGAGUAUAAGAGAGCUAGGCUGAGCCACGAGCAAGUCUUCACUUCACACGCACCUGACGGCAGGAGGCAAACAGCGAAGGAAUGCCCUCCACUGAGUCACGGCCCAGCGGAACCAGCGCCGGGGGAUGCAUGCUGAAGGUGCUGUGCUGGCAGUGUGUGUGCUGGCUCUGUCCGUUCCUCCUCCUGCUCUCGUUACCCGAACACACACACGCAGGCCGGCCUCGCUGUGGCAUUGAGCUAAUGGCCGACCUGGAGUUCGUCUGCGGAGACCGUGGCUUCUACCGGGGUCGGACUGGAGGUCGACGAGGCCUUGCUCGGGCACGAGGGAAAGGCAUCAUUGAUCAGUGCUGUGUGAAGGGAGGCUGUGACCUGCAGUACCUGGAGUCCUACUGCGCCAAGCCCAAACGCAAGCGUCGUCAUGCAGCAGACGCAGCACAGCACGACAUGGAGCUGAUGUUCAGAGCCCUGUUUGUGAGGAGGUACACACAGCAGGCUUCACACAUGGCAGACCGACACGAGGAGAGGACACAGUUCCUGAAGACCCGCAGAGACUCGCACAAACUGACAGAAAAGCAACCUCCGUUACCUGAGCAACUGAACGAUGACGCUUCUUUACAACACAGUGGCAGCUCAACAACAGAACAACACCACAACAGCGACCCACCCUUACAACCUGACGCACAGCCUAUGAAAAGGACUUGUUUGCCUGCAUUUGGAUAAUGGACACUAUGGUCAACUUGUGCCUGUUCAAAAAGACAUUUGGGGGAACAUGGGUUGAGCCCAUAGAUGCCAUGACAGUGGGAGGGGAAGGGGGACAGAAGGGUCUCUGGUGCACAUUGAGAGGGGCAGUGUUGGCAUAUUGUAUGAUGAAAUAGAAUUGAGGUGUGUGUGUGUGUGUGUGUCAGAGAGAGAGAGAGAGAGAGAGAGAGAGAGAGAG